Molecule: messenger RNA, 847 nt
Organism: Microplitis mediator
Lineage: Eukaryota; Metazoa; Arthropoda; Insecta; Hymenoptera; Braconidae
Gene: Pgrp-s2
Product: peptidoglycan-recognition protein SC2-like
Exons: 4
Coding region: 225-806 (193 amino acids)
Biological process (GO): innate immune response; peptidoglycan catabolic process
Molecular function (GO): N-acetylmuramoyl-L-alanine amidase activity; zinc ion binding; peptidoglycan binding
Source: RefSeq, a predicted model, not a curated record
UAUGUAAUGUAAAUGUCAUUUAUGAUUGAUGACUGUAAAAUUAUCUCAAGUACCCAACCAGCAAAAUAUAAAUUUAUAUACAUAUACAUAUGCAUACACAUAUCUAUUAAUGUGAUAAUGGUCACUGUAUAUAAAGACCAAAUAUAGAUAUAUUUACUUGAAAAUACACUCGGAUGCCUGCGUAUAGAAAUAUAUAUAGAUUAGUAUAAAUUUAUCUCUUAGAAAUGUUUCAUGUCAUAGAAGUCAUUUUGCUUAAUGCCUUGUUUGCUUUUACUGCUGGUCAAUCGACAGAAAAUAUUAUAAGCAGACAAGAAUGGGGAGCGAGAUUACCAAAAGAACCUCCAAUAAACCUUACGAUAAAUCCACCAGCAUUUAUCGUUAUUCAUCAUUCUGGACGAGGUGCAGGAUGUACCACACAAGCUUUAUGUCAAGCUAAAGUUAGAAGUUUUCAGGAUUUUCAUAUGGAUUUUAGAGAAUGGGAUGAUAUUGGCUACAACUUUUUAAUUGGAGAAGAUGGUAAUGUUUAUGAAGGCCGUGGCUGGGGUAUUAAAGGAGCUCAUUUCCCUGCUUACAAUGCAAGAAGUUUAGGAAUUUGUUUUAUUGGGAAUUUUGAUAAAAAAAUUCCAGCACCAGCAGCUAUAAAAACUGCAAAAAACUUUCUGGAUUAUGCAGUAACUUUAGGUAAAUUACAAUCAAAUUAUACAUUGAUAGGACACCGACAAGGAAGAUCGACUACUUGUCCGGGUGACAAACUUUUUGAAUUAAUUCAAAGUUGGCCAAAAUGGAAAAAUGUUACUACUGACUAAAUUUUUUUUAUUUUAAAUAAAUCUUUUUUAAAUGCAAAAAA